Molecule: messenger RNA, 312 nt
Organism: Didymodactylos carnosus
Lineage: Eukaryota; Metazoa; Rotifera; Eurotatoria; Philodinida; Philodinidae
Source: the annotation of a GenBank genome assembly
AUGAAAGCAACUGGUGCGUUGAAAAAAGUUAUUCCUUUAUUUGAUCGUGUGCUCGUCGAAAGAUUUGCAGCUGAAACAAAAACAAAAGGUGGUAUUCAUCUUCCAGAGAAAGCACUAGGGAAAGUUUUAAAUGCAACUGUUGUAGCUGUUGGAAAAGGAAUUCGUCAGAAAGAUGGUACACACGUGAGUGUUAGUGUUCAACCUGGUGAUAAAGUACUAUUACCGGAAUAUGGUGGUACGAAAGUCGAAUUAAAUGAUAAAGAAUAUUUCCUCUUCAAAGAAGCUGAUAUAUUAGCCAAAUGGGAGAAUUAG